AUGUUUGUAACCUCGCUCAUCUCGCCAUGGGCGCUCCUUCUCGUCCCAGUCCUCUACUACCUCCUGCCAUAUCUGCGGAACUGGUCUCUCUUGAAGGUCCCUGGCCCCCUCCCGGCCGCCCUUUCAAAUCUGUGGUUGCUGUAUCAGGCACGGCGGGGACGGAGAUAUAAAGUAGUCGACGACCUGCACAAGAAAUACGGCAAAGUCGUGCGCAUUCAGCCGAACCAUGUCUCAAUCGCCGACGACGCCGCCAUCAACACCAUCUAUGGCCAUGGCAAUGGAUUCCUCAAGAGUGAAUACUAUGACGCCUUCGUCUCCAUCCGCCGCGGCUUGUUCAACACCCGCGACAGAGCAGAACACACCCGCAAGCGCAAAGUUGUCUCUCACACCUUCUCCGCCAAGUCAAUUGGCCAGUUCGAACAGUACAUCCAUGCCAACUUGGAACUGUUUGUGCAAAAGUGGAAAAACCUUUCCAACAACAGGAAGAACCCGCAAACCGGCUAUGCAUCGAUUGAUUCCUUGCACUGGUUCAACUACCUCGCCUUCGAUAUCAUUGGCGACCUUGCAUUUGGACAGCCAUUUGGCAUGCUGGAAAAGGAGAAGGAUAUUGCAGAGAUCCGCAAGUCCCCGGACGCUCCGCCCACCUCUGCACCCGCAAUUGAAGUCUUGAACCGUCGAGGUGAGGUAUCGGGCACAUUGGGCUGUCUGCCACAAUUGAAACCCUACGCCAAAUACCUCCCUGACCCCUUCUUCAGCCAAGGCGUUGAAGCCGUGGAGAACCUCGCAGGCAUCGCCAUCGCUCGCGUCAAGCAACGACUGGAGAAUCCCAACACCGACCGAGUCGACCUCCUCGCCCGUCUGAUGGAAGGCAAAGACGCUAAUGGCGACAAACUCGGCCGCGAAGAACUCACCGCCGAGGCCCUCACGCAACUGAUUGCCGGAUCCGACACCACGUCCAACACCGCUUGCGCAAUCCUGUACUACGUCGUACGCACCCCGGGUGUCCUCGAGAAAUUACAAAAAGAACUUGAUGCAAACAUUGGCCCUGGCGUUCCACAAUACGAACAGGUUAGAGACCUGCAGUAUGUGCAAUGGGUCAUCAGCGAAACCAUGCGCAUCCACUCCACGUCCUCGCUCGGCCUCCCCCGCCUCACCCCCAUGCCAACACCAGACAACCCAAAUCCCAAGCCCGUCGAAAUUCUAGGCUACACUUUCCCGCCCGGCACUGCCCUGUCCGUUCCCUCAUACACAAUCCACCACUCCAAGGAAAUCUGGGGUGCUGAUGCUGAUGAAUUCGUCCCCGAGCGCUGGUCUGACGAACGACUCACGCCGCGACAAAAGGACGCCUUCAUCCCCUUCUCGGUAGGGCCCAGGGCGUGCGUCGGCAGGAAUGUCGCUGAAAUGGAGUUGAAAUGCAUGGUCGCGACGGUGUUCAGGAAUUUUGAGUUCCGAGAUGAGCACCAGGGCCUGUUGCAGACGAGGGAAGGCUUUCUCAGGAAGCCUUUGGGAUUUAACGUUGGAAUUCGAGUGAGAUCCAACGCUUGA
Molecule: messenger RNA, 1545 nt
Organism: Cladophialophora psammophila CBS 110553
Lineage: Eukaryota; Fungi; Ascomycota; Eurotiomycetes; Chaetothyriales; Herpotrichiellaceae
Product: benzoate 4-monooxygenase
Exons: 2
Coding region: 1-1545 (514 amino acids)
Molecular function (GO): iron ion binding; heme binding; oxidoreductase activity, acting on paired donors, with incorporation or reduction of molecular oxygen
Source: RefSeq, a predicted model, not a curated record